UUUGGUUUGUAGUUUUUGUGCCACUCCAGGACUUCUAGCUCUUACUUUCCCUAACUCUACAAUGGCCAGUGAGUACUAAUGGUCACCUUAUGCAGUUUCCAGUAUGGAUUGGUGGUCUGCACAGGAGAGCUGAAGUUUGGCGAGUACAGUGUUGUUGUUGUGUGACAUUGAGUCCAUUCCAAUUCAUAAUGACUCUAUAAAACAGAGUAGAACUUCCCCAUAGGAUUUCCUAGGCUUUAAUCUUUUGGGGAGCAAGUCACCAGUCUUUUAUCCCAUGGAGCAGUUGGUGGGUUUGAACCGCAGACCUUUUGGUUAGCAGCCAAACAUUCAACCAUUGUGCCACCAGUGUUUCUGAGAAAAGAGGGGCAAGUAUAAAUUGGAGUUAGGGAGGGGAUAGAAGGCAUUAGUGGCAGACUAAAGCAGAGAAAAGAGGAGACAUCAUCACACCUCUUCACCCCUUGACCCAUUUCUCCCAGUAUUACCUGUCACUGUGCUUAAGUAUUCAUGUACCUGUCCUUCUUGUCCAAGCAGAGAAUGGGCCAGCUCUCUGUAAUGGUAAAACCCAAGAAGAAUCUCUGGACUUCUCAGCUGUAGGAAGGGGUUGGGCUUGGGGUUGCAUGGGAAAUUGUGGUUCCACCUCAAGUAUGACUCUACUUUCCUGUUUUCAUAGAUUCCACUGGAGGAGAAUGGAUAUUGGAAACAGUUCAUUAGUAACUGAGUUUAUCCUUGUAGGUUUAACAGAACACUCAAAGAUCCAACUCCCCCUCUUCUUCCUCUUCCUAGGAAUCUACAUUGUCACUGUGGCAGGUAACCUGGGAUUUAUCACUCUAAUUGGCCUGAAUGCUCACCUUCAUACCCCUAUGUACUACUUCCUCUUUAAUUUAUCCUUCACUGAUCUCUGUUACUCUUCUGUCAUCACCCCAAAACUGCUGGUAAACUUUGUGUCGAAGAUGAACAUCAUCUCCUACGCAGGAUGCAUGACUCAGCUCUUUUUCUACUGCUUCUUUGUGAGUGCAGAGUGCUAUGUGUUGACAGUGAUGGCCUAUGAUCGCUAUGUGGCCAUCUGCAAACCUCUGCUGUACACGGUCACAAUGUCCCCUCAAGUCUGUUCUCUGUUGGCUGUGAUUGUAUAUGUGGGAGCAUUUAUUGCUGCCUGGGCCCACACAGGAUGCAUGCUGAGGCUGACCUUCUGCGAUGCCAACACAAUCAACCACUACAUGUGUGACAUCCUCCCCCUCUUGGAGCUCUCCUGCACCAGCACUCACAUCAAUGAACUGAUUGUUUUCGCUGUUGUGGGCUUUAAUGUUGCUGUGCCCUGCCUCAACAUCAUUGUCUCUUAUGCUUACAUUCUCUCCAGCAUUCUCCACAUUCACUCCAGGGAAGGAAGGGCCAAGGCUUUCAGCACUUGUAGCUCACAUGUAAUUGUUGUUUGUGUUUUCUUUGGAUCAGGGGCAUUCAUGUACCUCCAUCCUUCUUCUGUUUUGUCCAUGGACCAGGGGAAAGUGUCCACCGUGUUCUAUACCAUUGUUGUGCCCAUGCUCAAUCCUCUGAUAUACAGCUUCAGGAACAAGGAGGUUAAAAUUGCCCUGAAGAAAAGUUUCAGUAGAAAAACAUUUUCCUGAGCUAGAGGUCUAUUAAUUACUGUAAGAUGAGUCAGGCUUCUCUUUAAAUUGUUUUUCUUGCUACUCAAUUCUUCAUACAGAAAGAAGUGAGAUAUGAUAGAAGAGACAUUCGAUUUGGAAUCAGGAUGUCUGGGUUGAAGGCUAUUCAA
Molecule: messenger RNA, 1771 nt
Organism: Loxodonta africana (African savanna elephant)
Lineage: Eukaryota; Metazoa; Chordata; Mammalia; Proboscidea; Elephantidae
Product: olfactory receptor 8B8-like
Exons: 1
Coding region: 618-1622 (334 amino acids)
Biological process (GO): G protein-coupled receptor signaling pathway; sensory perception of smell
Cellular component (GO): membrane
Molecular function (GO): odorant binding; G protein-coupled receptor activity; olfactory receptor activity
Source: RefSeq, a predicted model, not a curated record